Sclerotinia sclerotiorum 1980 UF-70 is the source of this 1665-nucleotide messenger RNA. RefSeq lists its product as hypothetical. Gene Ontology annotation, molecular function: protein binding. Gene Ontology annotation, biological process: regulation of gene expression. Lineage: Eukaryota; Fungi; Ascomycota; Leotiomycetes; Helotiales; Sclerotiniaceae. The transcript has 2 exons. Gene Ontology annotation, cellular component: nucleus. The record is from RefSeq and is a predicted model, not a curated record. The coding region runs from base 1 to 1665 and encodes 554 amino acids.
AUGACUGACUUGUCAGAAAUCUUUGCGGAGUUGGGCAUCUCUCAUUACCUCCACAGCUUUCUCGAGCAAGGGUUUGACACAUGGGACACAAUACUGGACAUAACGGAGUCCGAUUUCGAUGCCCUUGGUGUGAAACUCGGCCAUCGUCGGAAACUUCAGAGGAAGAUUGCCAAUUCAAGGGGUCUGUCUUCAGAUCGGGCUCUUGCAUCACCCUCUAGCACGACGCCAGGUGACACUCAUGGAGAUGAACCAAAAGUAGGAGGAGGGAGAGACGCUAAGGAUGGAGGUAGUGGACCGCAUGGAGCGAAGCGAAAGUACAGAAGGCAUCCCAAAACAGACGAGAAUGCUCCAGAGCGACCACCGUCGGCAUAUGUCAUAUUUUCGAAUAAAAUGCGCGAAGAUUUAAAGGGGCGAAAUUUAUCCUUCACAGAAAUAGCCAAAUUAGUAGGAGAGAAUUGGCAAAAUCUAUCACCAGCCGAGAAGGAACCAUAUGAGCAAUCGGCAUACAAAGCCAAAGAGCGUUACAAUAACGAAUUGGCCGAAUACAAAAAGACACAGAGUUUCAAAGACUAUUCACAAUACCUCGCCGAUUUCAAACAAAAGCAAAACCAGCAAUUAGCGACUGAGAUGGAUGUUACGAAAAGGCCCAAACUGGAAGCCCAUUUUAGUACAGCGAGCAGUGGAACAGCAAGUAGUGGUGGCAGUCAGACCGGGGCAGAAUUUCCCUUGGGUCGCAUGCGCGUAGAUUCCUCGGCGUCAUCGAUUUCUCCAUGGCAUGCAUCAACCUCACCCUCGUCCGCUGUCAUGACACCCACCAUACCGGGCUCGGCGAAUGGUCAUAAAGUACCAGGAAUACAAAGUAGGCUAGGUCCAGGGUCACCAACCGAGAUGCCGAAGGUCCUCCCUGGUUAUCGCGAGACCAUGUUGGGGUCAGGAGGGUCACCGAUCGAUACGCCGAAGGUUCUUCCUGGUUACCGAGAGUCUAUCUUGGGCCCAGGGGCUCAGCAGUGGCGAGAAGAUCAUCGAGAUGAAAGCAGCAUUGCGCAACAAAUGACUCACGCAAAUAGCAUCGAAGCGCGCUUCGGCCAAUCAAGCCCCGCCACUGCCGGCAUGCAAGAUCAUUCGACCUCGAAUGAUUCCAAACAUCAUCGCCGCAAUCCCGAAAGUAACCAAAAUCCUCCUCCGCCAUCACUUACUUCGGAAUCAACUGUACAAUCCUCUGGCUCUGUAGCCAGUAACUCCUCCAUGUACCCCGGACCUCGAACCCCAUUAGAACCGGAUUUGAACCGAGCUCUUCCCAUGCCUUCAUUAUAUCCUCAGAAAUCUGGAAGCUACGACGGCCAAUUACCAUUUCUAUCCGGUCAUCCAUCCUUAUCACCCCAGAACUCCCUACCCGGAUCUCAACAAUGUACCAAUGUCAAUCAAAUCAAGGACUUUUCCACUACAAUGCCACCGAUUAGACGAUAUAGUGAAGUUCCCCAGAGUCUCUCGAACACUAUGGACAGUAUAAUGGGCAGAUCCAACAAACACACGUCUGAUAGUUCGCAUCCUCAACCAGUAAAUAAUUAUGUUUCGACCGCGGAAGAGAUCGACCUUGACCCUAUCAAUGCCUUGUUGAGGGCGGGAGAAAUUGUGAAUCGUACCAGUCGCGAAAGACAAUUUUAA